AUGGAAGAUUUUAGCAAUGAUGAUAUCAAUUACUUUAUUGCAAAGUUAAGUGAAGACUGUUCAAAAUCUUUCUUUGAUAAUUAUUAAAAUGAUUCUCAACUUUUGGGAAUAAAAUGUAUUUAAUUACACGUAUCAUUUAGUGGAUGAAUAGUUAAUAAAAUCUAUUAGAGAUAAAGAAGAGAUGAUGAAGACAAUGUUUGAUUUACUAAGUAUUUGGAUAUGACAAAUUUAGAUUAUAUUUUUAAUAAAUAGCAAAAAAUUCUUGCUGAUUAUGAAGAUCUGAAAAUUUAAGGUGAACAUAGUCUUUUGGUUUUGAAAUAAGAAAUAUAAUAAAAUCAAUAUUAAAUAGAACAAUUAUAAGUAAUUUGAUAUUUAAAUCCUAGACUUUGAAUGAGGAAAAUUAAGAAAAAAAUUAGCAAUUUCUUGACUAGAUAUAAGAAUUAGAAAAUUAGUUACAACAAAAGAAAUCUGAAAUUUUUUAAAUGAAAUAAAAUGAAGGGAGAAUAAGCCAAAAUCAUUAAGUAAUUUAUUCCAAUUUUAUUUAAUAGGCUCAUGAAAUUAAAUCUCAAGAACAAAAAGAGUAAUUAUAGAGUCUCUAAACUAAAGUACAACAGCUUGAAGAAAAUAACAGCAGAUUUAAAAGCGAAGCCAUAGCCUCAUUUAAUUUAUUGAGAUAAUACGAGAUGAAAUAAAAGGAUUAUGAAGAUAAAAUUGAAAUUUUAGAAUUGCAAUUAAAAAGUAAUCAAUUUAUUUAGUUAAGAUAAUUAAAGAGAAAAAGAAAAAUUGUCUAAAUAAUAUGAGGAAUUAUUCAAGAAAUAACAAUCAGAAAUUAUUACAUCUACUUAAAUUGGCAUAAAUAACAACUUUACUCACAAUUCUCCUCAUAAGUCAACUCGAAAGAAUAGUACUUAUUCUACCAAUAAUAACAAUCAUGAAACAAUAUAGAAAUUAAGACGAUAAAGUGGGUUUUUGAAUUAACCAAAAUUAGAAUAAAUCCAAAAAUAAAUCAAUAAUAUUCCUGAGUCUGAAAGUGAAUCUGAAGAUGAUAAUUAAUAAAACAGUGGAAAAACUUUGAAAUAGGAAAAGAACGAGAAAAAAAACAUUUAAAAAGAGCUGAAUACUUUAAAAAUAAAAAUUGAAGAAUUAGAAAAAUAAAAGGCAGAAAUGGAAAAAGAAUUGAUUUAAAACAAAGAAAUGAUUUCAAAUUAAGACACAAAAAUUAGAUAAUUAGAAACAAAUUUAAAAAAGAUGAAUCUAAGAUCAAACUAGUUGGAGAAGAAAGUUACAAAUUUGACAGAAGGUAAACUUGAAUAAUACUUUUAGAGAAAAAUGCUUUAGAAGAUUCUUAUAAGCAAGAAAAAUUAUUAGAAUAAGAUCAAUUAAAGAAAUAGAGUGAAGAUUUUAUGAUUAAGAUUAAAUUUUUAUAAAAUGAGAAUUAAUAACAAGCAUUAUAACUAAAGGAAUUAAACUAAUAUCGAAAUGAAUAUUAUGAACUACGUUUAUGUAAUCGCUUAUUAUAAAUAGAUUUUAUCAGAAAAUCUGAAAGAGGAAGACAAAAUGGAUGCAUUAUUGAGGGACCAUGAAUCUGCAGAAACUGCGCAUAGAUAAAGUAAAUAUAUAAAAUAAUUUAGUGUAAAAACAAUAUGAUUAGUAACUCUAUUAAAUAAACCUCAAUUAAAUUCUAAAUAUCUCUGAUGCUGAUUUGNGGCUGAUUAUGAAGAUCUGAAAAUUUAAGGUGAACAUAGUCUUUUGGUUUUGAAAUAAGAAAUAUAAUAAAAUCAAUAUUAAAUAGAACAAUUAUAAGUAAUUUGAUAUUUAAAUCCUAGACUUUGAAUGAGGAAAAUUAAGAAAAAAAUUAGCAAUUUCUUGACUAGAUAUAAGAAUUAGAAAAUUAGUUACAACAAAAGAAAUCUGAAAUUUUUUAAAUGAAAUAAAAUGAAGGGAGAAUAAGCCAAAAUCAUUAAGUAAUUUAUUCCAAUUUUAUUUAAUAGGCUCAUGAAAUUAAAUCUCAAGAACAAAAAGAGUAAUUAUAGAGUCUCUAAACUAAAGUACAACAGCUUGAAGAAAAUAACAGCAGAUUUAAAAGCGAAGCCAUAGCCUCAUUUAAUUUAUUGAGAUAAUACGAGAUGAAAUAAAAGGAUUAUGAAGAUAAAAUUGAAAUUUUAGAAUUGCAAUUAAAAAGUAAUCAAUUUAUUUAGUUAAGAUAAUUAAAGAGAAAAAGAAAAAUUGUCUAAAUAAUAUGAGGAAUUAUUCAAGAAAUAACAAUCAGAAAUUAUUACAUCUACUUAAAUUGGCAUAAAUAACAACUUUACUCACAAUUCUCCUCAUAAGUCAACUCGAAAGAAUAGUACUUAUUCUACCAAUAAUAACAAUCAUGAAACAAUAUAGAAAUUAAGACGAUAAAGUGGGUUUUUGAAUUAACCAAAAUUAGAAUAAAUCCAAAAAUAAAUCAAUAAUAUUCCUGAGUCUGAAAGUGAAUCUGAAGAUGAUAAUUAAUAAAACAGUGGAAAAACUUUGAAAUAGGAAAAGAACGAGAAAAAAAACAUUUAAAAAGAGCUGAAUACUUUAAAAAUAAAAAUUGAAGAAUUAGAAAAAUAAAAGGCAGAAAUGGAAAAAGAAUUGAUUUAAAACAAAGAAAUGAUUUCAAAUUAAGACACAAAAAUUAGAUAAUUAGAAACAAAUUUAAAAAAGAUGAAUCUAAGAUCAAACUAGUUGGAGAAGAAAGUUACAAAUUUGACAGAAGGUAAACUUGAAUAAUACUUUUAGAGAAAAAUGCUUUAGAAGAUUCUUAUAAGCAAGAAAAAUUAUUAGAAUAAGAUCAAUUAAAGAAAUAGAGUGAAGAUUUUAUGAUUAAGAUUAAAUUUUUAUAAAAUGAGAAUUAAUAACAAGCAUUAUAACUAAAGGAAUUAAACUAAUAUCGAAAUGAAUAUUAUGAACUACGUUUAUGUAAUCGCUUAUUAUAAAUAGAUUUUAUCAGAAAAUCUGAAAGAGGAAGACAAAAUGGAUGCAUUAUUGAGGGACCAUGAAUCUGCAGAAACUGUGCAUAGAUAAAGUAAAUAUAUAAAAUAAUUUAGUGUAAAAACAAUAUGAUUAGUAACUUUAUUAAAUAAACCUCAAUUAAAUUCUAAAUAUCUCUGAUGCUGAUUUGAUUUUUACAAGAGCAAGAAGUAAUGCAAGUGUCUUUAAAAAAAAGGAUAUCCCUAUUGAAUAAACUGAAAUUUUUAAAAAAAAACUGAAAGAAAAGCUAGAUCAAAGUUUAAAGAGUGCUCUUAUGUCAGAGUAGAACACUUCAGAUAUUUUAUAAAAAACACUACUUUAAGUAAAUGAAUAUGAAUUAUAAUUGAAAAAAAUUUAAGAAGAGAAUUAAAAAUUUAAACUAGAAAUUGAUGAACAAAAAAAAAAUAUUGAUUUGUUGAAUUUUAAAAAUAGAGAGCUUGAAAAUUAAAAUAGUAAAGAGAAAAUUGAAAUGAUUGAAUAGUUAAAGUUAUUGGAUUAGUAUAAAAUAAAGGUUCUUAAGAGUGAAGAACAAUUGAGUCUUAUGAAUGAAAAAGUUUAUAAUUUGUAAGAAACUGUGGAUUAAUAGUUUAAGGAUAUCAAAAAUCUUAAUGAAAAAAAUAUUCAAUAGAGUAAAUUAAUGGAUGAUUAAGCCAAAAUAUAUAAACAAGAAAUAGAUAGAUUAAAUGACAGAAAUGAAAAUAAAUAAUUAAAAUUAGAUCAGGCCUUAAUAGAGAUUUAACAUCUAACAACAGAUUAUAAAAUGGCUAAAAUAAAGAGUGAUAAUGAUAUUAAAAGUUUAACUGAUAGAAAUAAUAAAUUGUAAAAUUAAUAUGACUUACUUUUAAAAUAAAAGGAAUAAUAAGAGUCAGAAUUUAAUAGUGUUAACGAAAUUAAUUCGAAAAUGGAAUAAACCUUGUAAGCUGUAAUGAAAAAUUAUUCAGAUAUUGAAUAGAAAUGUGCAAAAUUAGAGAACGAAAAUAGAUAAAUUGAAUAAAGAGAUAAUUAAAUUUAAGCAGAAUUAGAAAUAGAAAAAGAAAAAUAUUUUAAAAAGUAGAUUGAAUUAGAAAAUUACAAAAUAGAUGUAGAAAAAUAAAAAGAAGAAAAUUUAGUAAAGUACAAUCGUAUUGAAUAAGAUAAAAAUCAAACAAUCGAAGAAAAUAAUUAGCUGAAAACUUUGAUUAAAGAGUUAAAAAUGAAUGAGACUCAAAUGAAUCAAUAAAAUGAAGAAUUAAAUAAGAAGAUUGAACAAUUAAUUAAUUAGAAUGAAGAGAAUUAGCAAAAAAUACAUUUACUAGAAGAAGAGAAGUAAAAAGAAAGUUAAAAGUUGAUACUCGAGUUGGAAGUGACAAAGAAAGAAUAAGAGCAUUAAGUCAACUCUCUCAAGGAAAAGCUCUUAGUGAGCGAGAAAAGCUCUCAGGAGACCCAAACUGAAUUGUAAUCUCUUAAAGAAUAAUAUAAAUAACUUUAACUUUCCUUGACUGCUUCCAAUUCAGAAGCUCACAAAUAAAUUGAAGACUUGUAAUUAAAAUACAAUCGUGUUGAAAAAGAUAAAAAUCAAACAAUCGAAGAAAACAACGAGUUGAAAACUACGAUUAACAAGUUAGAAAUGAAUGAGACUCAAUUGAAUUAAUAUAAUGAAUAAUUAAAUAAGAAGAUCGAACAAUUAAUUAAUUAGAAUGAAGAGAAUAAGCAAAAAAUAAAUUUACUAGAAGAAGAGAAGUAAAAAGAAAGUUAAAAGUUGAUACUCGAGUUGGAAGUGACAAAGAAAGAAUAAGAGCAUUAAGUCAAUUCUCUCAAGGAAAAGCUCUUAGUGAGCGAGAAAAGCUUUCAGGAGACCCAAACUGAAUUGUAAUCUCUUAAAGAAUAAUAUUAAUAACUUUAACUUUCCUUGACUGCUUCUAAUUCAGAAGCUCACAACUUGAUUGAAGACUUGUAAUUAAAAUACAAUCGUAUUGAAUAAGAUAAAAAUCAAACAAUCGAAGAAAAUAAUUAGCUGAAAACUUUGAUUAAAGAGUUAAAAAUGAAUGAGACUCAAAUGAAUCAAUAAAAUGAAGAAUUAAAUAAGAAGAUUGAACAAUUAAUUAAUUAGAAUGAAGAGAAUUAGCAAAAAAUACAUUUACUAGAAGAAGAGAAGUAAAAAGAAAGUUAAAAGUUGAUACUCGAGUUGGAAGUGACAAAGAAAGAAUAAGAGCAUUAAGUCAACUCUCUCAAGGAAAAGCUCUUAGUGAGCGAGAAAAGCUCUCAGGAGACCCAAACUGAAUUGUAAUCUCUUAAAGAAUAAUAUAAAUAACUUUAACUUUCCUUGACUGCUUCCAAUUCAGAAGCUCACAAAUAAAUUGAAGACUUGUAAUUAAAAUACAAUCGUGUUGAAAAAGAUAAAAAUCAAACAAUCGAAGAAAACAACGAGUUGAAAACUACGAUUAACAAGUUAGAAAUGAAUGAGACUCAAUUGAAUUAAUAUAAUGAAUAAUUAAAUAAGAAGAUCGAACAAUUAAUUAAUUAGAAUGAAGAGAAUAAGCAAAAAAUAAAUUUACUAGAAGAAGAGAAGUAAAAAGAAAGUUAAAAGUUGAUACUCGAGUUGGAAGUGACAAAGAAAGAAUAAGAGCAUUAAGUCAAUUCUCUCAAGGAAAAGCUCUUAGUGAGCGAGAAAAGCUUUCAGGAGACCCAAACUGAAUUGUAAUCUCUUAAAGAAUAAUAUUAAUAACUUUAACUUUCCUUGACUGCUUCUAAUUCAGAAGCUCACAACUUGAUUGAAGACUUGUAAUUAAAAUACAAUCGUAUUGAAUAAGAUAAAAAUCAAACAAUCGAAGAAAAUAAUUAGCUGAAAACUUUGAUUAAAGAGUUAAAAAUGAAUGAGACUCAAAUGAAUCAAUAAAAUGAAGAAUUAAAUAAGAAGAUUGAACAAUUAAUUAAUUAGAAUGAAGAGAAUUAGCAAAAAAUACAUUUACUAGAAGAAGAGAAGUAAAAAGAAAGUUAAAAGUUGAUACUCGAGUUGGAAGUGACAAAGAAAGAAUAAGAGCAUUAAGUCAACUCUCUCAAGGAAAAGCUCUUAGUGAGCGAGAAAAGCUCUCAGGAGACCCAAACUGAAUUGUAAUCUCUUAAAGAAUAAUAUAAAUAACUUUAACUUUCCUUGACUGCUUCCAAUUCAGAAGCUCACAAAUAAAUUGAAGACUUGUAAUUAAAAUACAAUCGUGUUGAAAAAGAUAAAAAUCAAACAAUCGAAGAAAACAACGAGUUGAAAACUACGAUUAACAAGUUAGAAAUGAANUUGAAUAGAAAUGUGCAAAAUUAGAGAACGAAAAUAGAUAAAUUGAAUAAAGAGAUAAUUAAAUUUAAGCAGAAUUAGAAAUAGAAAAAGAAAAAUAUUUUAAAAAGUAGAUUGAAUUAGAAAAUUACAAAAUAGAUGUAGAAAAAUAAAAAGAAGAAAAUUUAGUAAAGUACAAUCGUAUUGAAUAAGAUAAAAAUCAAACAAUCGAAGAAAAUAAUUAGCUGAAAACUUUGAUUAAAGAGUUAAAAAUGAAUGAGACUCAAAUGAAUCAAUAAAAUGAAGAAUUAAAUAAGAAGAUUGAACAAUUAAUUAAUUAGAAUGAAGAGAAUUAGCAAAAAAUACAUUUACUAGAAGAAGAGAAGUAAAAAGAAAGUUAAAAGUUGAUACUCGAGUUGGAAGUGACAAAGAAAGAAUAAGAGCAUUAAGUCAACUCUCUCAAGGAAAAGCUCUCAGUGAGCGAGAAAAGCUCUCAGGAGACCCAAACUGAAUUGUAAUCUCUUAAAGAAUAAUAUAAAUAACUUUAACUUUCCUUGACUGCUUCCAAUUCAGAAGCUCACAAAUAAAUUGAAGACUUGUAAUUAAAAUACAAUCGUGUUGAAAAAGAUAAAAAUCAAACAAUCGAAGAAAACAACGAGUUGAAAACUACGAUUAACAAGUUAGAAAUGAAUGAGACUCAAUUGAAUUAAUAUAAUGAAUAAUUAAAUAAGAAGAUCGAACAAUUAAUUAAUUAGAAUGAAGAGAAUAAGCAAAAAAUAAAUUUACUAGAAGAAGAGAAGUAAAAAGAAAGUUAAAAGUUGAUACUCGAGUUGGAAGUGACAAAGAAAGAAUAAGAGCAUUAAGUCAAUUCUCUCAAGGAAAAGCUCUUAGUGAGCGAGAAAAGCUUUCAGGAGACCCAAACUGAAUUGUAAUCUCUUAAAGAAUAAUAUUAAUAACUUUAACUUUCCUUGACUGCUUCUAAUUCAGAAGCUCACAUAUUGUAUCAAGAAUUGUUACAAGAAUAGCAUAAAAAAGAAGAAAAACAUUAAAAAGAGCUUAAUUAAUUUUCAGAUUAAAUACAUGAACUGAAUAAAUACCUUGUGCAUUAUGAAAGUUAAAAUUAAGAACUUAAUUCGGCUAUUUAACAACUUAUACUUGCUUAAAGAUUAUCAAAUUAACAUAAUACUUAAUAGUACAUCCAAGAAUAAUUAUAAAUAAUUGUGUUAGAAUCAAUUAUUCAAAAUAUUUCAUUAGAGGCUACAUCAUAACAAUCAAAAUCUUUAAAGCAAUUCUAAGAAGACUAAUAAACAAUUCAAAAUUUAAAUUCAACUCUCGAUUAAUUAUCUAUCAGCUGUUAAGCCUUACAAAAGUUAAACAAUGAACUUGAUUAAGAAUUAAUUAGAGUUUAAACAAUUUCUAAGGAAGACUCUAAUAUGAUUUAGUAGCUAAAAAAUUAACUUACUUUAAAGGAUUAAGAUAUUAAUUCUAUUAAGCUCUAAUAUCAAAAGUUUGAAUAACAACAAAAUAAAAGUUUGUAAGAUUUAGAAGAUUUGAGAAUUUUAUUUGAGUAAAUACAAAAAGAGAAGCUCCAACUUGAAAUUCAUUUAGCCGAAUAAUAUUAGCUCGUUAAAGAGGCUCAUGCUUAGUAGAAUAUUUAUUCUUAGUAAUUAACAGAAAGUAAGUUAGAAGUGUAAAAUUUAAAAAAUCAAAUUUCUAAAAUUUCAGAAAAAGAACAAGAUUAAAGUGUAGAAACCUAAAACUUAAAAUAAUAAAUUGAAUAAUUGACUGAAGAGAAGCUUUACUUUUAAGAAUUAACAAAGACUUUCGAAGAAACCAUUUAAAGAAAAGACGAAGAAAUGGAAGAAAUUAACAAGGGUCUUUAAGAGAUUAGAUAGACUUUAACAUUAAAAACAUAUGAAAUAGAACAGCUAGAAUAAGAUUUAAAAACUACUAAAGAGGAAGUUGUUUUGUAGCAACAAAAACUUUUUGAUGAAUAAAAUUUAAGAACCACAUAAGACACUCAAUUUAAAGUGUAGCUUGAAAAUUAUAUAAAAUCACAACAUAGAAAUUCUGAAAAUAUAGAUCUUUCUGAAAAUAAAUUUGAAUUAAUUGAAAAAUUAUAAGGACAAAAAAUAGAAUUUGAUGUCAAUAUCUCAACGUAGAAUGAAAAAUUAAAAAUAUUAGAAUAAUAGAUUUUGGAAUUGAGAAAUGAAUAAUUCAAAUACUUAGAAAAAAUAAACGAGUUGUCCGAAAUAAUUAAUAGCGACAGUGUAUUUAAAGAAAUGCAAAAGUAUAGAAUUAUUUAAUUUUAGAAAUUUCAUCUAAGAAAUAUUAAUACUUUUAAUUAAGUAAUCUGAAGGAUUAAAAAUACUUAGUUAAGAAGAAACAGAAAGUUAAAUUGAAGAUAAUUAUGAUGACCUAGAUAAAUUGAAGUAAAUUUUUUAUAUAUUUUAAUAGAACUAAAUUAAUGAUGCAAAUAAAUAUUCUUAAUCGUUAAGUAGAAUAAAUAAUUAAUAAUUUGAAGGAAGUUUAGUUGAAAUUUUCAUCUUCUACAGAGUAAAUUACUAAACUAGAAUAAUAAUUAAAAGAAAGUUAAGAAAAUUAGGCAAAAAAUAAGUUAUUAAUAGAAAGUCUAAUAUUAAAUAUUUCAGGGCUAAAUGAAAAAAUUGAAGGAUAUUAAAAGUCUUCUUCAGUUAAUAUAAAUGAUAUUACUAAGUAGCAAGAAUAAGAAAUGGAUUUAUUGAAAAAAGAUUAUUAAAAUAAAAUUAAUCGAAUUUAGGAAGCAUUACAUAGAAGAGAAUAAGAUUUUAAUGCUUUAAAGUAAUUUUUACUUGUAUUAUGGUAGUGAUUAGUAUAAUUAGAUGCUCCAAGAUUAAAUUAACAAAAGUGAAGAAUUAAAUAAUUUGAGGAAGAAAUAUGAUGAUAUUAUGAGUGAUAUAGACAGGAUGACGCCAACUAGGUCUCCUUCAAAUUCUAUCUCUUAAAAACCUAAUCAAAUAGAUUAGUAUUAAUAAUACUUCAUACUUGUAUUUUAAAUUUAUGAAUUAGACUGCUUAAGCUGUUGCUUUAAGUAGCGACGAUCCUAUGGCUGCUGCAGAAAUUAAAUUAAAAAACUUCUAUUAAGAAGCAAAAAAUCGCAAUUUACCGUUUCAUCAAGUAUUUUUCUUCCUAAUAUUUAAGUGGCACAUUUGGCUAUAAUUAAAACUUAAGGAAGAACUCUCUAAGAAUAGAAAACGGUGA
Molecule: messenger RNA, 9481 nt
Organism: Paramecium octaurelia
Lineage: Eukaryota; Ciliophora; Oligohymenophorea; Peniculida; Parameciidae
Source: the annotation of a GenBank genome assembly